Myotis myotis is the source of this 4370-nucleotide messenger RNA. RefSeq names its product major facilitator superfamily domain containing 6 (gene MFSD6). The transcript has 8 exons. Lineage: Eukaryota; Metazoa; Chordata; Mammalia; Chiroptera; Vespertilionidae. The coding region runs from base 399 to 2912 and encodes 837 amino acids. Gene Ontology annotation, biological process: antigen processing and presentation of exogenous peptide antigen via MHC class I. The record is from RefSeq and is a predicted model, not a curated record. Gene Ontology annotation, cellular component: plasma membrane.
GCGCAUCCCCGCAGCGGGUCCCGAGUCCCGGGCGCAGGGGGGGAGGCGGGAGGCGCGGCGCCGACGCACCCGCCGCAGGAGGCGGAGCGCGCACCUGGCGGGCCGGGCGGGGCCUGAGCGGUGCGGCGGCGGCGGGAGGAGGAGGAGGCCCGGGAGGAGGGGACGGCGCCGGGCAGCACAGGGCUCGCCGCUCCCGCCCCGCAUCCGCGCCGCGCCCGCCCCGCCCCUGUCGCCCCCGCGGAGUCGCGACCGCAGGAGAUGGUGCGCGCCGCCCCGACGGUCGCCGCCCCGGGGCCCCUCGCCGCCCCGCGCCCCCCGCAGCUGAGCGCCGCCGCUCCGCCCGCAGCAGGCCAGCAGCCAACACUGUGAAGUGGCACUUCCGAUGGUGGUGACGAGCCAUGGCGGCCGAUGAUAAAGUGGCCAUCCUCACGGAUGACGAGGAGGAGCAGAAGCGGAAGUACGUGCUCGCCGAUCCUUUCAAUGGCAUUUCCAGGGAGCAGGAGCUGCCGCCUCACGAGACCCCCUCGUCCACAGCCACGGAGGCCGCCCCUGAGGAGGAGGUGGACUGGAUCGAGAGACACUGCGUGAAGAUCAACAACGACCUGCUCAUCUCCAAGGUCUUCUACUUCUUCUUCUACGCCGCGUACGGCUCUCUGUACCCCCUGCUGCCCGUGUACUAUAAGCAGCUGGGCAUGUCCCCCAGCCAGAGCGGGCUGCUGGUGGGCAUCCGCUACUUCAUUGAGUUCUGCAGCGCCCCCUUUUGGGGCGUGGUUGCGGAUCGCUUUAAGAAGGGCAAAAUCGUCCUCCUCUUUUCCCUUCUGUGCUGGGUUUUAUUCAACCUGGGCAUCGGCUUUGUCAAACCCGCGACCUUGAGGUGUGUACCAAAGACGCCCCCAACGGCCCGCCCCGCCAACGCGAGUCACCUGCUAACCCUCCUGCCAGCGAAUUCCUCCUUCAUUUCUUCGGCGACGCCGCCCCCGAGGCCGCGGGAGAGGAGAGGCCUGCUCCUUGCCAGCGGGCCCACGGCGGCGGGAGACCCCGGGCCCAACGUCACGGAGCCUCUCACCUUCCCAACAGCCACCGACAGGACCAGCGUGCGCACGCUGCCGCCGCAGACCGAGGACGUGACAGACCUCAGCAAGGACCUGACCUUGAUCCCAAGCACAGUAGCCCCUGUCCCCCCGGGGAUUGUCACCAGAGAGCCCACCACUACCGUCGUCACUACCACCAGGUCUUUACCUUCUGACCAGGUCACUCUGCUUUACGACCAGCAAGAAGUAGAAGCCAUCUUCCUGGUGAUCCUGGUGGUGGUCAUCAUCGGAGAGUUCUUCAGUGCCUCCUCUGUCACCAUUGUGGACACGGUGACGCUCCAGUACCUGGGCAAACACAGGGACCGCUAUGGGCUGCAGCGCAUGUGGGGGUCCCUGGGCUGGGGCCUGGCCAUGCUGUCCGUGGGCAUCGGGAUCGACUACACCCACAUCGAGGUGCUCGUCCACGGGAAGGGGUGCCGGCCCCCCGAGUACCGCAACUACCAGAUCGUCUUCAUCGUCUUCGGGGUCCUCAUGACCAUGGCCUUGAUCGUGGCCACUCAGUUCCGGUUCCGCUACAACCACUUCAAAAGUGACGAGGGUCGAGGCAAGGAAGUGGAGGUUGCCCCGGUGGAGAGAGGCAGCCCCACCGAGUCCGCCGAGGAGGUGCCCGCCGCGAGCCACGCGCAGGCCGCCAGCUUCUGGGACCUGAUCCGCCUGCUGUGCAGCGUGCAGUACGGCUCCGUGCUCUUCGUGGCCUGGUUCAUGGGCUUUGGCUACGGCUUCGUGUUCACCUUCCUCUACUGGCACCUGGAGGACCUGAACGGGACCACCACCCUCUUCGGGGUGUGCUCCGUGCUGAGUCACGUGUCCGAGCUGACGGCUUAUUUUUUCAGUCACAAGCUCAUUGAGUUGAUCGGCCACAUCAGGGUCCUGUACAUCGGCCUGGCCUGCAACACGGCGCGCUACAUCUACAUCUCCUACCUGGAGAACGCCUGGACCGUGCUGCCCAUGGAGGUGCUCCAAGGCACUGUCCUUGCUGCUGAUGUCCAGGCUCCUGGGAACGAUGAACUCCCGUGUUUUGUCCAGGUCUUGGCUGUUUCAGGAAGAAGGGUCCAUCCAGGAGCAGACGAAUGUCGGAGCGUGACGCACGCGGCCAUCUGGGCGGCCUGCAUCUCCUACCUGAGCGCCGCGGUGCCCCCCGAGCUGCGGACGUCGGCGCAGGGCAUCCUGCAGGGCCUGCACCUGGGUCUGGGGCGAGGCUGCGGGGCCAUGAUCGGAGGCGUGCUGGUCAACUACUUCGGGGCUGCUGCCACCUUCCGGGGAAUCGGCAUGGGCUGCCUGGUGAUCCUCCUGCUCUUCGCCCUGAUCCAGUGGCUGGCAGUGCCGGAUGAGGAAGAAGACAAGACAAUGUUGGCGGAGAGGAUUCCGGUUCCAUCCAGCCCUGUCCCCAUAGCAACCAUCGACCUGGUACAGCAGCAGCCCGAGGACGUCCUGCCCCGCGUCGAGCCGCGCCUCCCACCCAAGAAGACCAAGCACCAGGAGGAGCAGGAGGACGCCAGCAAGCCCGCCUGGGGCGUCAGCGCCUCCCCCUGGGUGACCUUCGUCUACGCCCUCUACCAGGUGAAGGAGAUGCUGCUGCUGGCCAGGGAGAGCCACGCCUCGGAGAUCCAGCCUCUGCAGGGGACCAGUGAGAACCGGGGAGACUCUCCCGCUGCCGGAGCCCGGCCCACCCCCAGUGACAAGCCCUCCGCCCGCCCUAGCAGCCAGCCGCCCCCUCCAUCAGCAGCAUCGCAGACGCAGAGCAGCUCCGCCCACCCCAGCUCCAACCAGCCUGCCAAGCGUGGGGACCCGCAGGCCCUGCCCGCCGCUGGGGGACCCUGAGGGCCCUGCCCACCUCACCCCUGCAUGGAACGGGGCCUCGGACCGGGAGGCGUCCCGCGCCCGGCACACGCCCGCCUUGAGCAUCGCACCACACGCUUCUGAGUAUCUGAACCCGUCGGCGUGGAGACACACACACACUAGCCACAGUGCACAGCGGCAGGAGCCGUUCCACCCCCAGCCCGCUGGAGGCUCGCGGGGACCCCCGUUCGCGGGCGGGCUGGGGUGGGUCGGGGUGCAGAGUCACACUAAGUGGAGGGAGGUGAGCGCCGAGGGCGGGUCCCUUCUCGUUAUUUAUUCGUUAUCUGGCUCUUCAUGCGAACGGGAGGAGGCGCCGCCUCUCGCUUUGCUUCUCUUGAAGAGAACCCUUUGGAAGUUGUGCGUAAAGAGUCCCGGGGGCGGGUGACAGUGAGCAGCGGCUGUGCUUUUGUUUCAGAAGAGGAAGGAGAGUCCUCGGGAGCGUGGCCUCGGGGUCCCGAGCUCCGCAGGGGCGUUUUGUCUGCGAGGAAGGCGAGGAAAGCAGCCGCGCCCCUGAGCAGAGCUCGGGGACCCCGCGAGCCGAGCGGCGCGUUCACCGGCCGUUUGUUCUCCACGGGCUGCAGGGCCGGAGCAGGGAACAUUCCAGAGCAGCCCGCGCCUCCGUGUCCGGGCGAGAGGCGAGGGGCGCUGGCCAUGGUGAUGCUGCGAGUCGCCUCGACCAGGCUUUACGGUUCCUGGUGAUUCGGGCUCGGCUCUGCUGGCGGGUCUUUCUUACUCGCUGAAUUCCUAAGGGUUUCUUUAGCGAAGCAGUGCUAUUCCCAAGUAACAGUAUAAGAUGGAAGUGCCUGGGGGAGGGAUACAGCUUUUGAAGUUACGUAAGGGGUGGGUUUUCGCUUUGGGUGGGGACAGUCAGACACUGGACGUGGCUGUGGGCUUGCUGCUGUGAACAUACCACUACUGUCGGGGCCACGGCCGGUGACUCGUGCAAAGCUCGCUGCUAACAAUGAAGACGAGGUCCCCGGGAAGUGGGGAGCCCGGGGAAAGGGAGCCGCCAGGGGAAUGAGGGCCAGUCCGCGUGGAUAGUCGCUGUCGGGGAGCGGAGGAGGAGGAAAGGGAAGGACGGUCAAGAGGAGCCACUCGCUUACCCCCUGGCCCCGUUCCACGGGUCAGUGGUCGAGUAAGAGCGGCUCCGUGGAAUCUACGUCCGCCUAAAACUGCACGGGGAGGAGACAUCCCACGCGUGGAGAUCUGGCUCCACAAAACACAGCUUUAAAAGAAAUAAUAAGGGAAAGAAGUGGAAUUAAGCAGUUAUUUUUGCACUUGAACUGAGACGUACUGUACCGUAGAUCAUCAUGACUCAUCUUAAGUGACCUUUCCAAAUCCGAUGUAUUUAUUGUGCUUAUGUGACUUCAGAAAUAAAGACACGCGCGCAGGCGGCCCUCGCCGUGAGGGUGACGUACGGCAGGUGGACGUGUGAACUGA